AUGAAUCACCUGUUUUUUUUUACAUGAAUUCUUAUGGAUGUUUUUUUAUUUUAAAAACCAAAUAAUGUUGUGGGUACUGUACUGUUGCACCCAAUGUGACCCCGUGUCCUAUAUUGAGAUUCACAGCCAGCUAAACUCUCUCUUGCAUCACUUCUUCCAAGGAACAGGCAGUUGUUGUAUUUGACCAGGAUUUAAUGCAAAAAAGUGUGUAACUAAAAAGAUGCAAAUACAAAAAAGUAUUUAAUGACUAGAAAUCAAAGUCAAUAUAAAAUAAAUUGUAUUACUGUUUCUAGAAAGUGCAUGAAGGGGUUAACGCUUAACUGUUAGUAGUUGUACAGGAUGAACUUUACCUUUGACUUUACUAUGCUGUAACACGUUAACACAAAUUAGCAUCCAUUAACACAUUCUAACUUACUUCAAUAAUCAGAUAUAUCAUGUCUAAUAUUACUAUUAAACUCAGAAAAUUACUCAUAUUGCCACUCAAAAGGGCUUCAAACUAUUGGAAUGGCUUUAGAGGGAGAGAAACACCCCACCAUGUUCUUAUUGCCAUUUUAGAAGCACUUAUUCUUCUCUUGCCACCUAGUAGCUAAACUACUACUACAACUAUAGAAACUAACGCCCUCUAGAGGACUGGAUAAACAACAAUAUAUUAACAGCUCCACUACAGGUACACUAGACAAGUGAACAUUGGCAGAUUAACAAAUGACAUGAAUUCCAAUAAAUACCAUGCAUGGGUUAUAUAUUAUUUUACUUAAUAUUAAAAUACUAUUUGUUUAUUUGUUUGUUUUACGAGCAAACAAUGAGGAUAUAGUGUGUAUUUGUAUUAAAUAUUAAUACAUAGAGACUAAAUAAAUAAAUGUAAAAAAAAUGUAUAUCUUCAAUUUGUUUAAAGUGGUGCUGCAACGGUGUGUCAUGCAUUCUGAUUUCUUUACAAUGUUAAACGUGCUGUCUUCUCAUGCUUAACAUGGUCAACGUGUCAAAAAACGAGUUGGGCGUAUUACGUAGUAUUUCUGUGCUCGAAACACUACCCCAGCGAUCGUACAGGUUUCGGAAAGUUUUUUUUCGAACAUGUAAAACUGUUUCGUAACCAUUUUUCUUAGUCCCUUAUUGGACAAUUCUCUCGGAAAAGCACGCGGCACGCCCACGCGGCAGCGAGGAGAGCAGGAGAAGGAGCAUGCGCAGACAUCACUUUCACUUGUGUGCAGGAGAGAGAGAGAGAGAGCAUACGUUCGCGAAGUUCAGGUGUUUGUUUGUUCACUGCAUUUGGGUGAUGAAUGUUAUAUAAACGGUGGAUAUUAAUGCUGGAUUUGGAGAUCGUUUGAAACUGAUAUAUGGAGCCGUCCCAGCGCUAAAAGAUGGCGGACAUGAACCGCAUGCGGUCCUAUUGUUCCUGAGGAGGUCCCUCAUUUGCACAUGAAUGUAGGAGCACAAUGGCUCCUUUGCAGUCCUGACAUCUCUUUCAAAGUGUGUCAUGACAGCAAAACCGACAAAAUGAUGUCCACGAGACUACUGACACAUCCAGUUAAGAGGAGUCUACCACUCAUCUGCAAUGCUGACUUCUCAAAUCUCAGAAGACACCAUGAGAACGUCACCAUAGCCCUCUGUCAGUCUGGAUCCUGUUUUAACGAAAGAACUCAUCGCAAACCGGGAAUAUGGUCAAUGUCACCGGCUGGCAACAGGUUUUUCAGCCUCACACCUGCUGGGAUUGUAAAUGCAGCCCCGGCACCCAUUCAGCCCUACCUCCGAUUAAUGAGACUGGACAAACCUAUAGGAACGUGGUUGCUGUAUCUGCCUGGUACAUGGAGUAUUGGGUUGGCUGCAGACCCCGGAUGCCUCCCUGACUUUCGCAUUCUGGCGCUGUUCGGUGUUGGAGCUUUGCUCAUGAGAGGAGCCGGUUGCACCAUCAAUGACAUGUGGGAUAAAGACUUUGAUAAAAAGGUAUUGAGGACAGCCAGUCGACCCAUUGCGUCAGGGGAGGUCACACGGUUUCAGGCUCUGGUUUUUCUCGGAGGUCAGCUGAGUUUAGCUCUGGGGGUUCUGCUCUGUCUCAAUUACCACAGCAUCGCUCUCGGCGCUGCUUCUUUGUCACUGGUGGUCACCUACCCGCUCAUGAAGAGAAUCACGUACUGGCCACAGCUCGUUCUAGGUCUUACUUUCAACUGGGGUGCUCUUCUGGGCUGGUCUGCCGUGAUGGGAUCAUGUGACUGGUCUGUGUGUUUACCUCUGUAUUUCUCUGGCGUAAUGUGGACAUUGAUUUAUGACACCAUCUAUGCCCAUCAGGACAAAGAAGAUGAUUUAAAAGUGGGCGUGAAAUCUACGGCUCUGAGGUUCGGCCAGCACACUAAACAGUGGCUGGGCGGGUUUAGCGUGGCGAUGUUGUCCGGCCUCGUUCUAGCAGGAGUCAACGCGGACCAGACGUUACCCUAUUAUUGUACACUGUCUGCAGUGGCCGUUCAUCUAGCACAUCAGAUCUACACUGUGGACAUCAACAGGCCUGAGGACUGCUGGAAAAAAUUCGCCUCUAACCGAAACCUCGGACUGCUUUUAUUUUUGGGAAUAGUGACCGGCAAUUUAUGGAAGAAAAGAAACGACGAUCAAUAUGAAAUGCAGCUUAACUCUGCUUCAAAUUAAAACGUCUG
Triplophysa rosa is the source of this 2639-nucleotide messenger RNA. RefSeq names its product coenzyme Q2 4-hydroxybenzoate polyprenyltransferase (gene coq2). Gene Ontology annotation, cellular component: mitochondrial inner membrane. Bases 1414 to 2631 code for a protein of 405 amino acids. Gene Ontology annotation, biological process: ubiquinone biosynthetic process. NCBI's taxonomy places the organism in Eukaryota, Metazoa, Chordata, Actinopteri, Cypriniformes, Nemacheilidae. The record is from RefSeq and is a predicted model, not a curated record. The transcript is spliced from 8 exons.